Messenger RNA from Closterium sp. Naga37s-1, 890 nucleotides. The record is from the annotation of a GenBank genome assembly. Lineage: Eukaryota; Viridiplantae; Streptophyta; Zygnematophyceae; Desmidiales; Closteriaceae.
GUGGGCGUGAAGGUAUCAGCGGUAUCGCGCAAGACCAACACGACGCAGAGGGAGGUGGUGGGCAUCCGCACCACCGGGCCCACGCAGCUGGUGUUUCACGACACGCCACGCCAGGGCUGACAGUGGCGCUACCAUCGCAGCCGCUGUCAGCAUCGCAGCGCCAGGGGUCGCUGCUCGCCUCGUCCGCUGCCCUGCAUUGCCAUGUCGUGGCGCUUGUGAUUGAUGCCGACCGGCAGAUCAGGAGGCCAGACCCGCGGGUGCGGAGGAUGGUGGGGGUGGUGGGGGCGGAGCGGAGGGAGGGGCAGCAGCGCGUGGCGGUGCUGAACAAGGUGGACCUGGUGAAGGACAAGCGCCUGCUGCUGCCGCUCGCACACGAGCUCAGCGCUUUUCAUUCCAUUGAAAGGGUGUUCAUGGUAUCAGCGCUGCAGGACAAGGGCGUGAACCUGCUGGAGGAGUAUCUCUUUGACCAUGCGGUGCAGGCGGCAUGGGAGGAGGACCCUCGUCUGCGCACGGACCAGUCCCCUGAGCAGCUGGCCAUGCAGAUCGUGCGCGAGCUGCUGCUGCACCGCAUGCACCAGGAGGUGCCAUACGCCAUAGAGCACCGUCACGUGUCGUGCUGUGUGCUGAGGGAUGGGUCGCUGCGCAUAGAGCAGCUGCUGCUUGUGCAGUCCAAUGCACAGAGGGCCAUGCUCGUUGGCAAGGCAGGCCAGGUCGUGCGGGAUGGGUCUGCGCAUAGAGCAGCUAAGCUGCUGCUUGUGCAGUCCAAUGCACAGAGGGCCAUGCUCGUUGGCAAGGCAGGCCAGGUCGUGCGAGCAGCUAAGCUGCUGCUUGUGCAGUCCAAUGCACAGAGGGCCAUGCUCGUUGGCAAGGCAGGCCAGGUCGUGCGGUAA